UUUUGAAAAUGAUGUCGUGAUUGUCAACUUACUGGAUAUAUAGAAAGAUCAAGUCAUGGAGAUAUCAAAGUACUGGUUGAUGUUAUUGCUGUGUACAUGGCUCGGGGAAACACUUGUCACUGCGUGCCCCAAAGGGUGCAUUUGCCAACAUUACAAUGUGGACUGCAGGGGACAGAACCUAACCGAAAUUCCAACUGAUAUCCCCAUAAGUACCCGCAUAUUGCAUAUCGAGGGAAACAGAAUUAGGGAACUUACCGAGGAGAGUUUCCAAAACCUAGAAAACUUAGAUAUAUUGGGCUUGGGGGGAAACGAGAUUAUGACAUUGAAGAAAUCGCCGUUUCAAAAGUUAAUAAAAUUGACUCAUCUAUAUUUAGACAAUAAUUUGCUCACAGGAGAUGAUUUUAAAUCUGCGACAUUCAUGGGGCUUGAUGCUCUUGUAGUCAUGAAUUUGAGCCACAACCCUAUAGCAACAUUAAAUGAUGGCUCAUUUCAGUUCGAAUAUUUAACCAGUCUCCAAACUUUAGACUUAAGCUACAAUGACUUACAACAUAUAAGCCCAAAUGCAUUUACUGAUAUUCACCAGUUGACAACAUUAUAUCUGAACGAUAAUCAUCUCGAUGAUAUCACUCACAUAUUUAAAGGACUCAAAAAGCUACAAACGUUAAAUUGCUCGAGUAACCAAAUCACGAUGAUAGGCAAAGGGGAUAUGUAUGACUUGAGAGAUCUUCAAUUCUUCGACAUUGGAACUAAUAAACUGUCAGUUAUUGAAGAGGAUGCUUUCAGCGAGCUUCAAAAGUUAACAUUUCUUGAUUUACGCGAGAAUAGAUUGACAACUGUCCCUACAGACAACUUGAAGUAUCUAUCAAGUCUGGUUAUACUGGACCUAGACACCAAUCCGAUAAAAGAAAUAACCACGGGAGCUGUUCCGAUACCUUCUCUUGAAGACCUAUUCAUAAACAAUAUGCCAGUGCUAUCCACGAUCAAAAACGGUUCAUUCGCACAACUUAAAAACCUCCAACGGGCAUUUAUUGCCAAUAACCCCAAACUAUCCAAUAUCCAUCCAAGUGCGUUCAAUGUUACUCCAAGUAAGGACUCGGCAAUGUCAACCAUUGACCUCCGGAAUAAUUCAUUGCGUACUCUUGACAAGACAUUGCUGAAUUGGAACUCAAUGCACGAGAUACAAGUGGGAGCGAAUCCAUGGAAUUGUGAUUGCAAUAUUGAAUGGAUGAUUGAGUCUCUCCCAGAUGACCAGAGUCAUUUCCAAUACGAUCUUAAAUGCGACGCACCGAAGAGGCUACUAGGACAAUUGGUACAGUCCUUGGAGAGUGAGGACUUUAUUUGCCCAGUUGCCCCAAUCACCGCCUACAUGGGCGGGAUGAUCACAAGUAUUGUAGUCAUAUCAAUCGUAGCACUUGUUGCUAUAGUAGGAUUCAUUAUCUUUAAAUGUCGGUAUCGGUUUAAAUGUUGCUUUACCCGUCCCGGGGAUUAUCAUCGAGUCAUGUACGACAUUUAUGAUGCCAUGGAACCGGAGGGGGUCAUCGUUACACCAGCAUCCGAAUACAAGGAUAAGAUAAUCGCAAAAAAUGAACGAAAAAGCCUGAAAGAUGCCGUGGAAGUUUAAAGGAUUUAAAAUACAUGAUACGAUGUCCAAUGGAUGAUGUCCAGUUGUCAACAGAUGUAAAUGAACGAAUUUCCUUUGAGAAUUGAUUUGAAUAAAGUUUACCAAAAUAGCAAAGUGAAAAUGUUGAAAUUUGACUCGUAGAAAUCAACAUUUUGUGGAGGAAGGUUUAUCACAACAAAAUCAGCUUCGUAACAACACUCGCGCCUGAUCGAAUGCCUUUGAGUGCACAUGAAGAUACACGACUUUUCACUUUUGUUCAUGCAGUACGUGCUCUUAAUAUUUUGAAAAACAAUUGUGAUUCACAAUCAACUAUCGCAUUAUUGCAAGCUAAGAGCAUAAGCUUGUGUAAUAUCACAGUAUAAUUUGGAACAUCAUUUUUCAGUAAUUAUUACUCACUCAGCAGAGCCUUACAACAAACUAUUAUAUUUUCCUAAUGUAAUAUUUCAAUAAAACUAAUCUUUUG
Messenger RNA from Owenia fusiformis, 2084 nucleotides. The record is from the annotation of a GenBank genome assembly. NCBI's taxonomy places the organism in Eukaryota, Metazoa, Annelida, Polychaeta, Sabellida, Oweniidae.